CAAAGAACGAAAGCCGGCAACACUGGAAGAGAACACGCCUGAAGGAUCAUGAUGGAGACCAUCAAGAUUGGAAUUGGCCUGGUGGGGUUCGGUUUAUUUUUUUUGCUGUUUGGUGUCUUGCUGUACUUUGACUCAGUCUUGCUGGCCUUUGGGAAUAUUUUGUUUUUGACAGGCUUAACGUUCAUCAUCGGCCUGAGGAGGACCGCUUACUUCUUUUUCCAAAAACAGAAGUUUAAAAGCUCUUUCUUCUUCCUGGGAGGCGUGUCGCUGGUGCUCCUCCGCUGGCCCGUCAUCGGCAUGCUGCUCGAGACUUACGGCUUCAUCCUUUUAUUCAGGUCUUUCUUCCCGAUGGCCGCGGGGUUCGUCUUGUCAGCCGUGAACAUCCCGUUCCUCAACGAGUUCAUGCAGAGUAACACCAACAUGGUGUAAGAGGCCGUUCGGUCACCGGGUGGCGGAAUUUAACAAGGCUGCGUGACAGUUUUUCGAUAUAGUUCUAGAGAGGACUCAAAUUGACAGUAGGUUGGAAAAGGAGCGCAUUUUUUAUUUUUAUUUUAUUUCUUGAGCCAUAUGCAGGGUCAAAUGGGACAGAACCAAAUAAAUGAAUAUUUAUUUGAAUAAUGACUUUAAUGUGUCGAUAGUUCAUUCAAAUUUGAGUCAUUGGUUAAUAUAUUUAUCUAAUUCGUCUAAUUAAUUAUUGUGAUGGUUGAUUUUUUAAAAUAUUAUUUUACAGAUACUAUUUAGUUAAAUUAAAUCCCCUUUAGCUUCAGACCAAAGCAAUCAUUGGAGGAGAUUCCGGUUAGCGCCACGUGCUGACUUUAUUGGGUGAUUUUGUUAUAAUUAAUCAUAUGUAAUAAUUCAUAGAAAUCAUGAAGUCAUUUAUUAAAUAUCAAAAUAU
Molecule: messenger RNA, 895 nt
Organism: Nerophis ophidion (straightnose pipefish)
Lineage: Eukaryota; Metazoa; Chordata; Actinopteri; Syngnathiformes; Syngnathidae
Gene: golt1a
Product: golgi transport 1A
Exons: 5
Coding region: 49-429 (126 amino acids)
Biological process (GO): retrograde transport, endosome to Golgi; endoplasmic reticulum to Golgi vesicle-mediated transport
Cellular component (GO): endoplasmic reticulum; membrane
Source: RefSeq, a predicted model, not a curated record